AUGAAUAGUGAGAUCAAUCAUCUGGAGUCGGGGCUGGUCGUGGAGUUAUGGAACAAGGGUUUGAUUUGGGACACAAUGGUGGGGACUACCUGGAUCCCACUGGAUACCAUCCGCCAGUCAGAUGAGGAGGGUCCAGGUGAGUGGACAUAUCUCGACUCCGAGGUCCUUAUGAAAGCCGAUGAGAUCUACGGCACCAAGAGCCCUACGCCGCACAAAGUACUUUUAGACACCCGCUUUGAGCUCCCUUUUGACAUUCCCGACGACGAGGCCCAGUACUGGACCAAAAAGCUGGAGCGCAUCAAUACUAUGCGGGUACAUGAUGAGUAUCCACAGCAAGAUGAAGCCCAGCGCAGACAGCUUCCCUCAGUCCCUUCACAGUGCUGCGACUGGAGUUACUUUGGCUGGAGUGAUCAACAGCAGACAUUGGAGGACCACGACAGCGCAGUGGAUGACCGGGACAGUGACUAUCGCAGUGAAAUCAACAGCCGGCCCCCACGUUACUACACCACGUCUCAGCCCAACUCAUCAGUGCAUCAGUACCCGAUGGGACACCGGCUCUAUCAGUCCGGUACAGAUUCCACUCAAAACUAUGAGCCGGACUACAGGGAAUCAAGAGGGCCCAGACGGUCUAGUAGCAGAGGAGCUGUCCAGAUAGUUCCAGUUGAUUCUGGUAUGGGAGUGGAGGACUGGGAGAACCAGUACAAAAUUCCAGAUGUCUUAGAUGACUAUCUGGAGCCAGAACAGAAAAAAUGGGCUGAUGACGACGACGCAAAAAGUGAAAUUUACCGUAUUGUCAGCAGUCCAAGUGAUUCUAAAGGCAGUCGGUUCUAUCAGACGGUGGAGUGUGAUGCCGUUUCCCCAGAGGAGUAUGAUGAAACAGAGGAACCAAGUGACGAGUAUGUGGACACUAUGGAUGAGAUGCAAAAACUGGUCGACACUGUGUCAGAGUACCUAAUUGAAAAAGAGGAAGAGAUCAGCAAGUAUGAUCAAAUGCCUACCAAAAAGCCUACACCUCAAGAUGAGUCAAAAGCUGAAACGGUUGCACAAGAUAAAGAAGCAGACAAAGAAAGCACUGCAGAGAGUAAAGCAGUGGAGCAGGGAAUAUCAGUAACUGAACAGCCCCCUCCUGCAUCUCCAACAGGAAAACAGCCCCCUCCUGCUUCUCCAACAGGAAGUACGUCAUUUAUUCUUACCCGUCAAACCUCUCUGGCCAAUGAAUCUGCUCCUGCAAAUCUCACAAAAGCUACUCUUGAUAUGUCAUCAAAACCAGAACAGAGAGAAAUUGAAAUUAGAAAGCAGACUGAAGCACUACCUCUCAUGAGGAAGAAGUCAACAUCUAUCGAUACCAAUGAAGAAGUUGCUGGUGUCCCCUUAAUUGUUGAGACUACAGCACAGGCUGACACUUCAAUGGGUGCUUCGAGAUUCACUGGAUCUAAUUUCCAGAUCACCAUAGCUAGCCCAUCGUCGGAACCUGGAGUCUCCACAACUCCUUCUGGAUCUGUCAAAGGGCUGAUCUCCAUAUUUAGUGCUGCAGGUUACCAGACUGCUGAAACCACACAAGGAGCCUCAACUGGAACUUUCAGUAGGAGAAUACCUCCCAAAUUGUCAUUCUCUCAGACCAUUGAAUCUGGUUCACUGGAUGGUGGUAGUCCAUCUGUGGAGCAAAGUGAGGUGCCUUCAAUUAUUACUCCUUCAGAAACUCCAGAUCCCAAUGAAAGAAGAUUGGCAAGUGCUACUCAAACUCCUUCAUGUCCAGCUCCUGUCUACUCGCCUUCAAAUGAAAGUCUACAAUCCAGUUUACGUGGAGCAUAUCAAAGCCAAUCCCCUGUCACAUCAGCUGCCACAGAUAUGUUACCCGGGGCAGUGCUGUCUAUGUUGAAUACAUCAACUUCUUUGCCCACUGCAUCAGGGCCUCCACCAUUAUCUCCACGUAUUGACACAUCAGGAGGAUUUUCCAUGUUCAGUGAACCUGCCACAUUGACAUCUGUCCAGCCGGUCACACCUCAGAGUAUAACUGAAAUAUCUGCUCAACCUCCUGAAGCCCUGAGUGACAUCAGUUCUGUUCAGCCAAAAACUCCAGCAGAAUUGGUGCCUGAAAGCAUUGACAGUUCUGAACAAACAUCAAUAAAUGACACAGAACCUUUGGAUUUGAGUGACAAAGUGUUUUCUGGAAUUACACCACUAAUUGAACUGCCUACAUAUGAUGUCGUAAGGCCUGAACUCAGAAAAAUGGUCAUACCACAAAUUAUCCUCUCAGCAGCAAGUACGCCUGAGGAUGAGGUUGCAAGGGAAGUGGGUGCAUUGUCAGAUAGUGAAUCUUGCGCUGAAGAGGAGGUUAUCUUAAAAGAAAAUCUAGAUAAAGAUCAAUCAGUGUCUUCUGUAAGUAAACCAGUUGAUGAAGACAAAAUAGCCAUGUCCAGUGACAUUCAAUCAACAUCAAGCCAGGUCAUUACAGAUAAACUUCCAGAGGAGGUGGCAGAACCACCAAUGAUUUCUUCAGAUAAAGACACAAUAUCAAGCAAAUGUGAGGAGAAGCUUCCUGAGUCAGAGAGUACUGAGCCUAAACCCCAGUUAUAUCCAGCGGAAGAGGUUCCAACAGCCAUAAAGAAACUUGACUCUGCAGAGUUAUCAGAAGUUCUCAAAACACAGAAUGACACACCUGUUUGUACUGACAUGAGCCCCCAGUCUACUUCGCUCAAAGAUGAAAACUCUGAGGUAUCUGCAGUACCAGAGGAAAGUCCACAAGUUGCAGUACAGAUUCCUCCACCAAAGGAUGAUUUGACAGAAGAAUGUUUAGACUUUGAGGUUGUCCAGUCUAGUCCAUCUGAACCAUCAGAGCCUACCAUCACAAAAGAAUCAAUCCCAAGUACUUCAAGUGCUGUCUCUGAAGACCUGAGCUAUACUUCAGCUCCUCAUGUGACAACAGAAGAAACAUCUCCACCUACUGGUUCUGUACCUGUACCUUCUGCACAGAAAGAAGAACUUGUACACUCUGAGGCUGUUCAACCAAGUCCAGCAAUAUCAUCUGAGGCUGAUGUCACAAAGGAAUCAAUCCCAAGUUCACCAAGCACUCCAGAGGUGACCCAAAAAGAGGACAGUGCCGUCUCUGAAGACCUUGGCUCUGGUUCAGCUCCACAAGAAAUCCCAUCCGAAUUAAAAGAAAGCCCACCAACAACGGAAGAAGUGUCUCCACCAAGUGAUUCUGUGCCUGAACCAGAUACAUCUAAGGAGAAAGAUGAAGAAUCUAUACCUUCUCUACCCAAAGAAGAUGAUUCCACAACACAGGCUAGUCCAGCGGGAAGUUCUGCACCUGAGGAACCAGUUACUAAAGGUAUAUUCUCAAUGUUUGGGGGAGGGGCCUCCAGUUCACCCCCGAGUGGAUCAUCUAUACUUGGUGGUAUCAUUCCUGGUUCAUCUGCAAAAGAAACCCCAGGAACAGGUAUAUUCUCUAUGUUUGGUGGGCCAGCUCAAAGUGAGUCUCAAAGUAAACCCAGUGAACCACCAAGUAAAGGAUUAUUUUCUAUGUUUGGCGGGCCCUCAUCUCAGCCACCACCUGGCCCAAGAGGCCCUCCCUCUGGAAGUGCUCAACCCAGAGGACCCAGCCCAAGAGGUCCCCCACCUGGUGGUGCACCAUUUAGAGGGCCAGGACCAAGAGGCCCUGCACCUGGUGGUGCACAAUUUAGAGGGCCAGGGCCAAGAGGUCCUUUUCCUGGAGGUGCUCCACCUAGAGGAGGUCCACCUAGAGGCCCUCCACCCCAAGAACAAGGCAAAGGGUUAUUUUCUAUGUUUGGUGGUCCUAGUUCACAGCCACCUGUAGGUCCAAGAGGGCCCACUGCACCUCAGUCUGGAAAUUCAAUUCUUGGUGGCAUGAUGCCUGGUUCAUCAGCACCAAAAGAGUCAAGUGGUUCUGGCUUGUUCUCCAUGUUUGGAGGGCCAAGUCCCCAGCCCUCAACUCCAGCACCUGCUGAGCCACAAGGCAAAGGAUUUCUCUCAAUGUUUGGUGGCACUGCUCCUCAGCCACAGCAGGCUGGAUUGGAAGAGGCACCCAAGCCUCAGGAGUCAGAGAGUCUCUUUAAAGUUCCUUCAGUGUUCUCACUUGGAGGAAGUCCCGAUGAAAAUAAACCCAAGUCUGGUGGGUUUGGCCUUCUUAACCUGUCAUUUAUGGAGGACAAGAAACCAGAUGUGCCUAAGGAUGACAAGAAAGAUGAGGCUGAGCCAAACCAGGUGGAUGUUAAAGAUAACAGCCAAUCAGCCAUUAAUGAUACAGGUGCAGAAACUGUGCCUACAGAAAGUCAGCCUAGCUUGGACGAAAAGCUCAUUGCUGAGACUCAGCAAUCCUCUGCUGAUGUCCCAAGCGAUGAAAAAGUAGAAGUUACUCCACCUGAUAUUCAGUCCAUACUGGAGGAGAAGACAGAGCCAGAGUCUGUGACAACUGAUUUGAAAAAUGAGCUUCAAGGUCAAGAGCAAGCUUUUCAAGAAGGUACUGAAAAGCCAUCAGAGCAAAUGCAGAUGUCAACUGGAGAUGCAACCAGUGAAGAUCAAGCAAUACAAGAUAUAAAGUUACAAUCUGAAGCAUCCUUAGAAUCUGGGCAGUCUUCCCACUUGGAACAACCAUCUGAAACUGAUACAUCUAAUGACGGCCCAGAGAGACAGAUGGAAACAGAAACAGACAAGAUAUCAGAAUCUGACAAACAUGAACCAACGGAACUAGCAGAGUUAAAGCAAACACAGAAAUCUCUGGAAUCAGAAGAACCCCUAGAGUCUGAAAAACUUCCUGAAAUUGAGAAAUCUUUGGAGUCUGAUAAACCUCAUGACUCAGAGGAACUGGUAGUAUCAGAAAAAAUGGACUCUGAGAAAACAGUUGAAGAUGAAAAACAUACAGUAAGUGAGUCACAAAUAAAAACAGAUGUAUCAGAUGAAUCUGAUAAGCUUUCAGAAACAGUGAAGCCAGAAUCAUCACUGAUUGAGGAAUCAGUGGAGCCUGAAAAAACUGUGGAAUCAGAGGGCAAAGUGGAAAUCAAAAAGGAGCCUGUGAGUGAUGAAAAAGCUUUGACUGAAAAGGCAGUGACUAUAGAGGAAUCUGUCAUUAAUGAACAACCAGUAGCAACAGAGAAAACAAUGGAAGCAGCACCACUUUCCCCUCCAUCUCAACCACCCCCACAGCCUAUUCCAGGAAUGGGACCAAGAGGACCAAUGAUGGGUGAUCCAAGAAUGGGGGGCCCCAGGAUGGGUGAUCCAAGAAUGGCUGGGCCAAGAAUGGGUGAUCCAAGAAUGGGUGGGCCAAGAAUGGGUGAUCCAAGAAUGGGAGGACCAAGAAUGGGAGGACCAAGAAUGGGAGGACCAAGGAUGGGAGAUCCAAGGAUGGGGGGACCAAGAAUGGGAGGGCCUCAAAAAGCACCUGAACCAGCUCCAUUCUCUGGGUUCAUGUCAAUGUUCUCUGGACCGAGUACUCCAAGUAGACCAGCAGCACCAGCAGCACCAACCAGUGGCUUUUUUUCAGUACCACAAACUUCAUUCUUUAAAUCAGCCCCCACCCCAGCUGCAGGUGCUCCACCACCGCAAAAGAGCUCUUUCUUUAACUUGCCAACUAGUCUUCCAACAGACUCCCUGACUGGAGACCUUUUUGGUAUGUUCAAGGCACCUGACUCUCCCAAAGCAACAGCCACUAAGCCAGCCUCACCUGAACCAACAGACAAAACUGAUGAAGAAAAACCAGGACCCGAUGGUCAGGUUACCGAAGCACCUGAAGCAAGUUCAACCACAGAGGACUCAAAAGCAGAAGUUUUUGAUUCCAAUAAAAUUGCAUCAGAAGAGGGGGAAGCUGAAAGUGCCAAGGAUGCUGGUCCUGAGAUUCCCAAUAAAGAUGACAGUACCUUAUCUGAGAGGCCAGCCUCUGAAGAACAAGAGUCAGCUCAGAGACAAGACAGUGUUUCAGCAGAAGCAGACAUCACUCCCGGUGCAACCAGCACAGAGGGAGAAGGUGCACCACAGGACAGUACUAAAAUAGCUGAUGUUGAAAGUAAACCUCCUCCAGAGAUAGAGCCUUCCUCACCUAAAGGCAUGUUUGAUAUACCAGGGCUAUCUACCCCAAGUUUUGGAUUCAUGUCAGGAGUGACAGACACCGCCAAACCUUUCGGCUCACUGUUCUCCACCUCCCCUGCCCCUGCUGCCAAACCACAGGAACCACAGCCUGAAAGUGGAGGCCUUUUCUCUGGUUUCAAAGGUCUAUCAGCAGGCCUGUUCCAGGAGGAAAAGCCAACCGACAAAAAGGAGGAAUCUGCUCCAUCCAUGUUUGGGAUGAAAAUAGGCUUCCCCUUCUCAGCUGCCUCUGAGACCCCCAAGCCUCAGACACCACCCCCAGUUACCACUCAACCUAAAGCUAAGGAAGUUACCUUUGCUGAAGAUGGCAAACCACCAGGUGAGCCAGCGGCUCAUAGAAUGGCUAGUGUAGACUCAGAUAUAACUGGUAGUGCAGACGCCAGUGAUACUGAAGGGCCUACCGACUCCUCAGAUAUGAUACGGAGCUUAUGCACAAGUCAGGGAAGCUCUGAGACACUUGGUGGGCAACCUGCAUUGCCACAUGAUGAAGACAAAAGCCAGGAAACCCCUUCUGCUCCUUCUACAAAUCUGAAAAAUGAAGAACCACCAACCAGCCCACUGAAGCAAGACAAAAGUCCCGUGGAUAGUAAUCGGUUCGGGUCGUCUGGUAACCUCAGUCAGGCCAGCUCACCAUAUAGCUCAGACAUGGAGGAGCGAAGCGACUCGGAUGGCUCACAUCUCAAAAGCACUUCCACCAGCCGUCAGCCCUCCCUCAAGGCCCAGCCAUCUGUCUGUGAGAACAUUACUAAGGGAGGUGAAAGCGAGGAGAAGGAACUGAAGUCUGCUCCAGAGCCGAGUGUGAACAAAGACGUGAAAGAGCAGAUUGUUCCUGCCAAGCCCCUGGAGAUUCCAGACAGAAAGCCUGGAAAGCAAAUAAGUUUCUUAGAGGAAGGUCCACCUCUUUUCGCUCCAUCCAGACUGCGUUGGUUGAAGGCCAUCACUAAAGUGAGGGUUCAGCUGCGUGAGAGCCUAGAUGGAGACCCCAGCAAACAGGCGUGGGUCAAGCCUGGUGGAGGUGGUAUCGACACCAUGCCUGAUCUUCGCAAAAGGAAGCACAUUCCCCUCGUCAGUGAAGUGGCUAUGUCCCUGGUCCAGCAGUCCAGGAAGGCCGGCAUCUCUCGUGCUCUCGCCGCCCGCUCCUCCGUGAAGGACGAAGAACUGAAGACCCACGUGUACAAGAAAACGCUGCAGGCUCUGAUCUACCCCAUCUCCUGCACGACUCCGCACAACUUCGAGGUGUGGACGGCCACCACGCCCACCUACUGCUACGAGUGUGAAGGCCUGCUGUGGGGCAUCGCCCGUCAGGGCCUGCGCUGUGCCGAGUGCGGGGUCAAGUGCCACGAGAAGUGCCAGGAGCUGCUCAACGCCGACUGCCUGCAGCGGGCGGCUGAGAAGAGCUCCAAGACUGGCGCCGAGGACCGCACGCAGCACAUCAUCACUGCCAUGAAGGACCGCAUGAAGAUACGCGAGCGCAACAAACCUGAGAUCUUCGAGGCCAUCCGGGCCAUGUUUGGGGUCACCAAGAUGCUCCAUGCCCAGCAUAUGAAGACCAUCAAGCAGACAGUCCUGGACGGAACCUCCAAGUGGUCAUCCAAGAUCACCAUCACAGUGGUGAGCGCCCAGGGACUUCAGGCGAAGGACAGGACGGGUUCGAGCGACCCGUACGUCACCGUGCAGGUGGGCAAGACCAAGAAGAGGACCAAGACCAUCUACGGGAACCUGAACCCUGUGUGGGAGGAAAAGUUCCACUUCGAGUGUCACAACUCCUCCGACCGGAUUAAGGUACGCGUGUGGGAUGAGGAUGAUGACAUCAAGUCUCGUGUGAAGCAGCGGCUGAAGAGGGAGUCGGACGACUUCCUGGGUCAGAGUAUCAUCGAGGUCCGCACACUCAGUGGCGAGAUGGACGUGUGGUACAACCUCGAGAAGAGAACAGAUAAGUCUGCCGUGUCUGGAGCCAUUCGGCUGCAGAUCAGUGUGGAGAUCAAGGGGGAGGAGAUGGUGGCUUCUUACCAUAUGCAGUACACCUGCUUGCAUGAGAAUAUAUUCCAUUUCCUGACUGAGAUUGAGAACCAGGGUGUGCCGAAGAUCCCACUGGCCAAGGGAGAUGAUGCGUGGAAAGUUUACUUUGAUGAAAUCGAACAGGACAUUGUGGAUGAGUUUGCCAUUCGCUACGGAAUUGAGUCCAUCUACCAGGCCAUGACCCACUUCGCCUGUCUCUCCUCCAAGUACAUGUUGCCAGGGCUGCCAGCGGUCAUGAGCACGCUGCUGGCCAACAUCAACGCCUUCUUCGCCCACCCCACUUCCGCCUCCACCGUGUCAGCAUGCGACCGCUUCGCUGCAUCCAAUUUUGGGAAGGACCGCUUUGUAAAGCUUCUGGAUCAGCUGCACAACUCGCUGCGCAUUGACCUGUCCACGUACCGGAACAACUUCCCAGCCAGCAGCAAGCCCCGUCUGUCGGACCUCAAGUCCACUGUGGACCUGCUGACCAGCAUCACCUUCUUCCGAAUGAAGGUACAGUCUUGGAGCUGCAGAACCCCCCCUCGUGCGGCCCAUGUGGUGCGUGACUGUGUGAAAGCUUGCCUCAACUCCACCUAUGAGUACAUCUUCAACAACUGCCAAGAGCUGUACAACCGUCAGUUCCAGCCUGCCGAACCGAAGAAGGAGGAGGAAGAGGAGGAGAGCGCCCCACCGGAGGAGCCCGGCCCCAGCAUCCAGAACCUGGACUUCUGGCCCAAACUCAUCACGCUCAUCGUGUCCAUCAUCGAGGAGGACAAGACCGCAUACACGCCCGUCAUCAACCAGUUCCCUCAAGAGCUGAAUGUAGGCAAGGUCAGCGCAGAGGUCAUGUGGAUGCUGUUUGCCCAGGACAUGAAAUAUGCCUUAGAAGAGCAUGAGAAUCACAAACUCUGCAAAAGUGCGGACUACAUGAAUCUGCACUUCAAAGUCAAGUGGCUCUACAAUGAGUACGUCAAGGACCUGCCUGCCUUCAAAGACUCGGUCCCAGAGUACGCCGCGUGGUUUCUGCAGUUUGUGCUGCAGUGGCUGGCGGAGAACGAGGACGUGUCCAUGGAGUUCAUGCAUGGCGCACUGGAGAGAGAUAAGAGGGAGGGGUUCCAGGCGACCUCUGAGCACGCUCUGUUCUCCAGUUCCGUGGUGGACAUCUUCACACAGCUCAACCAGAGCUUCGAGAUCAUCAAGAAACUGGACUGCCCAGAUCCUGUGGUCAUGGGCCACUACAACCGACGCUUUGCUAAGACGAUCACUAAAGUGCUCCUGCAGUACUGCGCCAUCUUGUCCAAGAGCUUCCCCUCUUACUGUGAGAAGGAGAAGAUUCCUUGUGUCCUCAUGAACAACGUCCAACAGAUGCGCGUCCUCCUGGAGAAGAUGUUCGAGUUCAUGGGCGCCAAGCAGAUGGAUCCUGAGGCAGCAGAAAUCCUGAAUGACCUGCAGGUGAAAUUGAACACAGUGCUGGACAAUUUGAGCGCCAUGUUUGGAAAGAGCUUCCAGGCCAAGAUAAGUGGCUGCAUGCGGCAGGUGGGAGAGCUCCUGUACCAGAUCAAAGGGCCUCUUAAUGCCAACGCACGCAACAGCGCCGAGGCUGAUGCCGACAACGUGCUGCGCCCACUCAUGGAGUUCCUAGACGCCACCCUGAGUAUGUUUGCGGACAUGUGUGAGAAGACGGUCCUAAAGAGAGUGCUGAAGGACCUCUGGAAGAUUGUGCUCACCAGCAUGGAGAGGACCAUUGUCCUGCCGCGGAGCAACGAAAGCCUGGGUGCACAGCUCCUUACUGCUGCCACAAAGCUGGGGAACCUCAAGGGAGGGGGAGAGGCUAAAAGCCUGUCUCCACGGCACUGUGCAAUUAUGGAGAUGGCCCUGGACACCAUAAAGGCCUUCUUCCAUGCAGGAGGAAACGGACUAAAGAAAGCCUACCUGGAGAAGAGCUCGGAGCUCUCUUCGCUCCGCUACGCCCUGUCACUCUACACACAGACCACCGACGCCCUCAUCAAGACAUUUGUAUCGACUCAACAUGCCCAGGUCCAUAAUGGUAUGGGUAUCAGGAUCGUUCCCAACGAGAAGGUCCGACCUGACAGACCCUCUGGGGUGGAGCGGCCGGUGGGAGAGGCCAUCAUCCAAGUGGAUAUGUCGCCCCCUGCUGGCGGAGAGCAGAAAAUGAACGUGAGGGUCAUAGCCAUAAAUGACAUGAAGUGGCAGACGUCUGGAAUGUUCCGGCCCUUUGUGGAGGUCAACCUGGUGGGCCCUCUGCUCGCUGAAAAGAAGCGCAAGUUUCAGACCAAGUCCAAGAACAACAGCUGGUCUGCCAAAUACAAUGAGACUUUCCCAUUCGUUCUGGGUAAGGGCACCAGUGCGGAGUUCUACGAGGUGCAGAUCACGGUGAAGGACUACUGCUUCGGCCGUGCUGACCGCAUGGUGGGCGUGGCCGUGCUGCAGCUGAGGGAUGUGGCUGACCGCCGCAGCUGCGUGUGCUGGUGCCCGAUGGGCCCACGCAUCAGCACAGACGAGACGGGCAUCACCGCCCUGCGCAUCCUCUCCCAGCGGCCCAACGACGAGGUCGCCAAGGAGUUCGUCAAGCUCAAGUCCGAGAUACGUCCGGCAGAGGAGGGCAGAUGAGCUGCCCGUUUAGCUGGAUGAGAACGAGGAGCCACGUGAUUGGCUGGACUCGGACUGCCUGACUGAAUAAUUGAUUUUUGAUCGAUUGGGUGUUUUGUUUGGUUGAUUAGACAACUGAUUGGUUAUUGGUUUGAGAGUGCCAUUCACCCAGUCACUGCAUACAUCUCUCUCUGUCUCACUGCAUGAUACUGCUACCCACCAGCAGUGCUACUGAGACCAGUCACUGGUAUUCAGAUUUGCAGUCGAGGCCUAAGAACUUCUUAUCUAUUGACUUUAAAACACAUGGGACAGAUGAAUUGACCUCCUAUCCCGUAGUGGACGGAGGAAUGUCUGUCCUGUCUGGUGGUGUCUACACAAGCACCUUUCUCCAUUUGCUCUGCAGUCCAUCCAUCCAUCUCCCGUCACGAGAGUAGUGGGAGGCCGAGGCCUUGUGUCUUUGUGCUGCAGACAGUGAUUGAGGCAUUUGUGCCGUGCUGUCAGUUUCAGCAUCUGUGUGUGUGUGUGUGUGUGUGUUUGUGUGUGUGUGUAUGUGUGUGUGUGUGUUUUCAAGG
Molecule: messenger RNA, 11279 nt
Organism: Alosa alosa (allis shad)
Lineage: Eukaryota; Metazoa; Chordata; Actinopteri; Clupeiformes; Clupeidae
Product: nascent polypeptide-associated complex subunit alpha, muscle-specific form-like
Exons: 44
Coding region: 1-10728 (3575 amino acids)
Biological process (GO): presynaptic dense core vesicle exocytosis; synaptic vesicle priming; synaptic transmission, glutamatergic
Cellular component (GO): terminal bouton; neuromuscular junction; synaptic vesicle membrane
Molecular function (GO): calmodulin binding; syntaxin-1 binding; diacylglycerol binding
Source: RefSeq, a predicted model, not a curated record